Molecule: messenger RNA, 1660 nt
Organism: Anopheles merus
Lineage: Eukaryota; Metazoa; Arthropoda; Insecta; Diptera; Culicidae
Product: eukaryotic initiation factor 4A-III
Exons: 2
Coding region: 263-1465 (400 amino acids)
Cellular component (GO): nucleolus; catalytic step 2 spliceosome
Molecular function (GO): mRNA binding; ATP binding; RNA helicase activity
Source: RefSeq, a predicted model, not a curated record
AAAGAGCUCUCCUGCGUUAAGUCGACUCACCACGUGAGAAGCCGAAUGUCGACCUCCUUUGACAGCGAACGCUUUGCCGGCCGAGCUGUCAAGGGAGGAGAAAACGCCAAACGAAAAUCUUGACAUCGAUCAACACACGCUCCGCUUUCGGAAAGUUUGCAAAGGGGCAAAGGAAAAGUGUUUUUUAUCGGCGUUCUUCUGCUGCAUUAGUGGAAAUCAAACAAUUCCUUCAAGUUUCCACGAGAGUGCACAAAACCGAAGCAUGUCGGGAAGACGGGUGCCGGCGAACGAGGACCUCUCGAACGUGGAGUUCGAGACGAGCGAAGAUGUGGAGGUGCUGCCGACGUUCAACUCAAUGGGGCUGCGGGAAGAGCUUCUGCGGGGUAUUUACGCGUACGGUUUUGAGAAACCGUCUGCCAUCCAGCAGCGAAGCAUUCAGCCAAUCGUGAAGGGUCGUGAUGUCAUCGCACAGGCACAGUCCGGUACGGGUAAGACGGCCACCUUCUCGAUAUCCAUUUUGCAGUCGAUGGACACGACGCUGCGAGAGACGCAGGUCCUCUGCCUGUCCCCGACGCGCGAGUUGGCCGUGCAGAUACAGAAGGUUAUCCUCGCGCUGGGAGAUUUCAUGAACGUACAGUGUCACGCCUGCAUCGGCGGCACAAAUUUGGGGGAGGACAUUCGCAAACUGGACUACGGUCAGCACGUGGUGAGCGGCACGCCGGGCCGCGUGUUCGACAUGAUCAAGCGGCGCGUGCUGCGCACCCGUUCCAUCAAGAUGCUGGUGCUGGACGAAGCGGACGAGAUGCUUAACAAAGGCUUCAAGGAACAGAUCUACGACGUGUACCGGUACCUGCCGCCCGCAACGCAGGUGGUACUGAUUUCCGCCACCCUGCCGCACGAAAUCCUCGAAAUGACCUCCAAGUUCAUGACGGACCCGAUCCGCAUCCUGGUCAAGCGCGAUGAACUGACGCUGGAAGGCAUCAAGCAGUUCUUCGUGGCAGUCGAGCGAGAGGAGUGGAAGUUCGACACGCUGUGCGACCUGUACGAUACGCUGACCAUCACACAGGCGGUCAUCUUCUGCAACACCCGGCGUAAGGUCGACUGGCUGACGGAAAAGAUGCGCGAGGCCAACUUUACCGUCAGCUCGAUGCACGGCGACAUGCCGCAGAAGGAGCGUGACGAAAUUAUGAAAGAGUUCCGGUCCGGCCAGAGCCGGGUGCUGAUCACGACCGACGUUUGGGCGCGCGGUAUCGACGUGCAGCAGGUGUCGCUGGUCAUCAACUACGAUCUGCCGAACAACCGUGAGCUGUACAUCCAUCGCAUCGGUCGUUCGGGUCGGUUCGGGCGUAAGGGUGUUGCUAUUAACUUUGUCAAAUCGGACGACAUCAGAAUUCUGCGAGACAUUGAACAGUACUACUCCACGCAGAUCGAUGAGAUGCCCAUGAAUGUGGCCGAUCUGAUCUAGAUUUGUGUGUUAUUCUGCUAACACAAUUAAACAGUAAUUCCCAAACACAGACCCAUUUUGUACUACUCAUCUGAUUUGCAUGGCUCCGCCGGUGCAGCACAUUAGAAAACGUAAUCUUUUAAGCGUGUAAUCAUACAGCGUAUAUGUUCUGAAAUUUAACAAUGGACUUGAAAUAAAUAGAAUCAUCCAUCAAUA